GUAAGCGGUAAUAGCAGACAGCAAUAUCGGGAACCCUGCGGUUCAUGAAAAAACUCAUUUCGAAUUCGCUAUUGUCGUACAAGCGAGAAGCUGUGGUGUAAGAUUCUACAUUCGGCUCGAGAAUUGAUUUGUGAUUGAACAAUCGAAUUGUAAAUGAAUAUUUUUACAUAUGUUACAUAAAUAAUAUAUUACAUUGGUAAGAGAAAGAAACGCUGGGUAACAUAUGCCUCGCAGAUUCAAGAGAUUUCGUCGAGAGAACGAGCAAUAACGGAUUUAAAGAGACUAAUUUGAAGAGAGCUGGAUAUUGUUACUGAAACGCAAAAAUCACAGAAAAUAAGAGGAAACAUGACAUCAUACAACACAGGGUGUUCAACCAAUGAAAUUCAUUCAAACGGCCAAACCUCAAAACGUAAAGGUGCACUUAGGAAUGACGACAACGAGACGACAACGAAAGGGGACAAUGGCGUCGCUUCAAUAGAACACGUUCCAUCAAUCAUAGAGUUGAAAAACGCGCUACCAGAGCACUGUUUUAAGUCAUCACUCCUACAGUCGUUAUUCUAUGUUGGAAAGGAUUGUGCCAUGAUCGCAGCUUUAGUCCUCGUGAUGUCAUAUAUAGAAAGAACUACUUUCAUAAUUUAUUUACUUUCUCUACCUUUCUAUUGGUUCUUAACCGGAACUUUAUUUUGGUCGCUGUUCGUUUUAGGCCACGAUUGUGGACAUUCGUCCUUCUCGAAAUACACACUUGUGAAUGACGUCCUUGGGAAUAUAUUACACACGUUCAUUCUUGUACCAUAUUAUCCAUGGAAGCUGUCCCAUCACCAUCACCAUAAGAAUACGUGUAACAUCGACAAGGAGGAAGUAUUUUAUCCGGUGAGAGACAAAGAUCGCAAGGACAAAAAGUUCAAAGUAAUGCCACUGUUCGGGUUUGGACUAAGUUGGAUUGUGUAUUUAUUCAAUGGAUUUUCUCCUCGAAAUCUUUCCCAUUUCAAUCCCUUUGAAGACAUGUUUAUCAAGCAUUUAUUCCAGUGUAUUAUUUCAUUGGCUUGUCUAUGCAUAUGGAUAGGAUGUCUUGCAGUAUACGGAUUUUAUUUCGGGUAUAUUUCUAUAUUGACGUAUUACGCUGUGCCAUGCUUCGUGUUCAUGUCCUGGCUGGUCAUUGUGACCUUCCUCCAUCACCAUGACGUCAAUGUACCAUGGUUCGCUGAUGCUAAAUGGUCGAAUGUGAUUGGUCAAUUAUCAACGGUGGACCGUCAUUAUGGCUGGGCGCAUGCGCUGACGCAUAAUAUCGGAACGCACCAGGUGCACCAUCUAUUCUCAAAAAUUCCGCAUUAUCGCCUCGAGGAGGCAACGAAAGUAUUUCGGGAAAAGUAUCCACAUUUAGUUCGUAAAUCAAACGAGCCUAUCAUGACGUCAUUCCAGAGAAUGUUCUACGUUUGGUACUCACAGAGAUUUAUAAAAGACGACGUAAAUGUCCACGUUUAUAAAUAAAAGAACGAUUAAAUUUCGUAAACGUACAUUUUAGGAAAUGGAGAGUUUAAGCAUGCAUAUAAAAUCGAAACGCCAACCAAUUAGUAUGACCAAUCGUCCAUGCAAAUGUAUCGCUUAA
Owenia fusiformis is the source of this 1606-nucleotide messenger RNA. The record is from the annotation of a GenBank genome assembly. Lineage: Eukaryota; Metazoa; Annelida; Polychaeta; Sabellida; Oweniidae.